Messenger RNA from Pteronotus mesoamericanus, 2024 nucleotides. RefSeq names its product deltex E3 ubiquitin ligase 4 (gene DTX4). Gene Ontology annotation, cellular component: nucleoplasm. The coding region runs from base 1 to 1860 and encodes 619 amino acids. Gene Ontology annotation, molecular function: ubiquitin protein ligase activity; zinc ion binding. Gene Ontology annotation, biological process: Notch signaling pathway; protein ubiquitination. The record is from RefSeq and is a predicted model, not a curated record. The transcript is spliced from 9 exons. NCBI's taxonomy places the organism in Eukaryota, Metazoa, Chordata, Mammalia, Chiroptera, Mormoopidae.
AUGCUCCUGGCCUCGGCGGUGGUGGUCUGGGAAUGGCUGAACGAGCACGGCCGCUGGCGUCCCUACAGCCCGGCCGUGAGCCACCACAUCGAGGCGGUGGUCCGCGCCGGCCCCCGCGCCGGGGGCAGCGUCGUGCUGGGCCAGGUGGACAGCCGGCUCGCGCCCUACAUCAUAGACCUGCAGUCCAUGAACCAGUUCCGCCAGGACACGGGGACCCUCCGCCCAGUUCGCCGGAACUACUACGACCCGUCCUCGGCCCCCGGGAAGGGCGUGGUGUGGGAGUGGGAGAACGACAAUGGUUCUUGGACGCCCUACGACAUGGAAGUGGGCAUCACCAUCCAGCAUGCCUAUGAGAAGCAGCACCCCUGGAUCGACCUCACGUCCAUCGGCUUUAGCUACGUGAUUGACUUCAGCACCAUGGGCCAGAUCAACCGGCAGACCCAGCGCCAGCGCCGCGUCCGCCGGCGUCUGGAUCUCGUCUACCCCAUGGUCACUGGCACCUUGCCUAAGGCCCAGUCCUGGCCGUCUAGCCCGGGGUCGGCCGCCUCGCCCCCUGGCCCGCCCUGCUCCUGCCCGCAGUGCGUCCUGGUGAUGAGCGUCAAGGCGGCCGUGGUGAGCGGAAGCGCCGGGCCCAUGCAGCCCCCAGCGGCCCGCAAGAACAUGCCCCCCUCCGCGGCGGUCAAGCUGCCCCCACCACCGGGACCUGGGGCCAAGCCACUGGACAGCACGGGCACCGUUCGGGGCCCCGUGAAGACCGCCCCUCCGCAGCCGAUCCAGCGACAGGCCUCCAGCUCGCCGGCAGGGGCCGCUGCGGGGUCUCCCGCCAGCCCCCCAGGUGCCAAUGGCAAGACGGGAAGGGUGGCCCUGGCGACCUUGAAUCGGACCAACCUGCAGCGGCUGGCCAUCGCCCAGUCCCGGGUGCUGAUCGCCUCUGGGGUCCCCACUGUCCCAGUGAAGAACCUAAAUGGGUCCAGUCCUGUCAAUCCUGCCCUGGCAGGUAUCACGGGGAUCCUCAUGAGUGCAGCAGGGCUGCCUGUGUGUCUCACCAGGCCACCAAAGCUGGUCCUCCACCCACCCCCCGUCAGCAAGAGUGAAAUAAAAUCCAUCCCAGGGGUUUCCAACACAAGCCGCAAGACCACCAAAAAGCAAGCCAGGAAAGGUAAAACCCCAGAGGAAGUGCUGAAGAAGUAUCUGCAGAAAGUGCGGCACCCGCCAGACGAGGACUGCACCAUCUGUAUGGAGCGCCUCACAGCCCCCUCAGGCUACAAGGGCCCGCAGCCAACGGUCAAGCCUGACCUGGUGGGAAAGCUGUCCAGGUGCGGCCACAUCUACCACAUCUACUGCCUGGUUGCCAUGUACAACAACGGCAACAAGGAUGGCAGUUUGCAGUGUCCCACCUGUAAGACCAUUUAUGGGGUGAAAACAGGCACCCAGCCUCCGGGGAAGAUGGAGUACCACCUCAUCCCCCACUCCCUGCCCGGCCACCCGGACUGCAAAACCAUCCGGAUCAUCUACAGCAUCCCCCCCGGCAUUCAGGGGCCAGAGCACCCAAAUCCUGGGAAAAGCUUCAGCGCCCGUGGCUUCCCGCGACACUGUUACCUUCCAGACAGCGAGAAAGGGAGAAAAGUCCUGAAGCUGCUGCUGGUGGCCUGGGAUCGCCGCCUCAUUUUUGCCAUUGGUACCUCCAGCACGACGGGCGAGUCAGACACCGUCAUCUGGAACGAGGUCCACCACAAGACCGAGUUUGGCUCUAAUCUCACUGGCCAUGGCUACCCAGAUGCCAAUUACCUGGAUAAUGUGCUGGCUGAACUGGCCGCCCAGGGUAUCUCCGAGGACAGCACUGCCCAGGAGAAGGACUGAGCUGGAAGGGCUUUGGGGAAGAGGGGUUGUGGGGACCACAGGGCAGGAAAUGGGGAGACUCAAGGUAGAAGUUGGUUCCCUGCCCUCCCAACUCCCUCAUCUCCCCUCCUGUCCUGUCUCCAUCCCCGAACCCUCCCAGCAGCAACGGGGAGCCAGACUGAACA